CAGACAUGUGUCACUUGCCUCGAUUGAGUCUUGAAGAAGUGACGUUGAGACUGGAAAAGCAGAAGUAGGCCAUGGAGGAUGGAUCCGAGCUACCGUAUACAGCUCCAUGAAACGCGAGAUACAUUGUGAUUUGUAUCGAUGUCGAUUUUUGCAGUCUGCGGUAGCGUCUUGAAAACCCAGCAGCUGGCGAUCGAGCAACAAGCAACAGAACUGCACUUGCACUGAUCUGUAUGGGGUGGAGCGCAGAGUCAUAAAGUCAUUUCCAAGCCUUAGAAGCUGUCACCAGAAAUCGUUUGGAGAACAGCUGAUCAGCUCAUCAACACCAGAGCGCAACAACAGCAGAGCUAGUCCCGAUCCGGCGUUGCUUUCAGGCAAAAGUUAGAACUGCACCAUGGCUCCCAAGACUGUUGUUACCAUGGGUACUUCUGGGUACAUUGGGAAAGCAACGCUUGCCGCGCUGGGCUCCCCAGACUUCGCUGACAAGUUUGUGGUGAAGGCUGGAGUGCGCGAUGUGUCCAAGGGACUGGGCGACCUAGCUCCCAACACAGCGCUAGUCGCCGCUGACUACAGCAAGCGCGAGUCCAUGAAAGCUGCUUUCACUGGAGCGGAUGUGGUGAUCCUGAUUGCUCCUGGAGUUGAGAACCGGACGCAGCUGCUCAUCAGCGCCCUGGAGGUGGCCAAGGAAGUUGGCGUGCCCUUUGUCAUCCUGUUCUCUGUUCCUACUGUCCAGAGCGCAUACGGUCGCUUCGGGUCUGACUUCCUUCCCAUUGAGCAAAGGGCCAAAGACCUGGGCCUCCCUCACGUCGCUUGUCGGAUCCCCAUCUUCACAGACAACCAGUGGGGCAACAAGGACUCCAUCGUGGGCCAAGGCUGCAUUUACUGCCCCCAGAAGCCAGAUGCCGGUUUCGUGACCAUCACUACUGCUGACGUCGGCCUGGCGUUUGCCACGAUCGCCAACGACGGCGUUGAGAAGCACGUGGGCAAGGCCUACUUUUUGUGCUGCCCGAAGUAUACGUACAACGACCUCACCAAAGCGUUCAGCGAUGCGCUGGGCAAGCCGGUCAACUACGUGCAGGUCCCCUACGAAGUCGCCAGCCAGCAGAUGCAGGGGUCCGGGUACCCGGGCUGGAUCGCUGACGGAACCUGCGAGCUGAUGAAGGGAAUCGACGCUGAGGUACCGGACCUUGUGACGUACAGCGAUGACUUUGAAACCAUCGUUGGGCGGAAAGCGACGAGCAUCCAGGAGUGGGUCAAGGCCUGUGCACCUGGGUUCAAAGCUUGAAGGAUGGCGUUGGCAGAGCGUACGGCGCUGGAUCCUUUUACCGUAGACUGACGCGGAUUGGGACCUCGAGAUCCGAAUGGAUUUCCAACUUUGAUCGUUGUGAUUUGCUUGUAACAGUGUACAUGGGCGUGUCCUUUCAAAUAUAAGUUCGCCAGCACUAGCUGUGCCAGUUGAGGGACACAUGCGAAUGCGAGGAUGCCGGGCGGAGCGCGGAUCAUGGAGCUAGACUGACUCAUGGACCUUCGUUAAUAUCAGUGACGACAGCGGGCACCUGUAAAAGGGCAUAUCGGAGGAGAUUUUGUACCCAAAAGCUGCGGCGCCUGCAUCAUGCAGCUAUCAG
Molecule: messenger RNA, 1622 nt
Organism: Klebsormidium nitens
Lineage: Eukaryota; Viridiplantae; Streptophyta; Klebsormidiophyceae; Klebsormidiales; Klebsormidiaceae
Source: the annotation of a GenBank genome assembly